AUGUUGGGUGCUCUGCGGGCGAAGCCUUUGGCUAGGUCGUUCACCUCCCGGGCAGUCGAUGGCUUCACUGGUGCCGUCGGCAACACUCCUCUGAUCCGCCUCAAGAAGCUCUCGGAGAAGACAGGCUGCAACAUCAUUGGCAAGGCCGAAUUCCAGAACCCAGGUGGUAGCGUGAAAGAUCGCGCUGCACUAGGUGUCGUCCGGGACGCAGAGGAACGGGGAUUGCUUAAAGCUGGUGGAACGGUCGUGGAGGGCACGGCUGGGAACACUGGCAUUGGACUUGCUCAUGUCUGCAGAUCGCGGGGCUAUAAAUGCGUAAUCUUUAUGCCCAACACUCAGAGUCAAGAGAAGAUCGACCUGCUGCGCAUGCUGGGUGCGGAAGUCUACCCCGUACCCGCCGUCGCGUACGAGAACCCGCAGAACUACAACCACCAGGCGCGCGACUUCGCAAAGAGCCUGCCCAACGCCAUAUGGACAGACCAGUUCGACAACACCGCGAACGCUAAGGCGCACUACCUCUCGACAGGCCCGGAGAUCUGGGAACAGACAGACGGGAACGUGGAUGCGUUCAUUUGCGCGACGGGCACGGGUGGUACGCUCGCGGGGACAGGGAAGUACUUGAAGGAGAAGAGCGGGGGGAAGACGCAGAUCUGGCUUGCGGAUCCGCCGGGUAGCGUGCUCUACAGCUAUGUGAGCAGUGGCGGGAAGUUGACGGAGAGAAAUGGUUCCUCCAUCACCGAGGGUAUUGGUCAGGGCCGAAUCACGAACAACCUCGGGACAUUCGUCAAGGAUCUGGACGGUGCACUGAGCAUUCCUGAUGCGGACUCAUUAGAAAUGGUGUACGACCUCCUGGACAGCGAAGGUCUUUACCUCGGUGCGAGCUCGGCACUGAACGUCGUUGCGGCAUAUAAGCUCGCGCAGAAGCUCGGACCUGGCAAGACUGUUGCUACAAUCCUUUGUGACGGUGCCUACCGGUAUCAAAGCCGGCUGUUCUCAAAAGCGUGGGUCAAGUCGAAGGGCUUCGAGGAUGCAAUCCCUCUACAUCUUAAAAAGUACACUGUACUAGAUUGA
Molecule: messenger RNA, 1071 nt
Organism: Rhodofomes roseus
Lineage: Eukaryota; Fungi; Basidiomycota; Agaricomycetes; Polyporales; Fomitopsidaceae
Product: cysteine synthase
Exons: 6
Coding region: 1-1071 (356 amino acids)
Cellular component (GO): cytoplasm
Molecular function (GO): cysteine synthase activity
Source: RefSeq, a predicted model, not a curated record